AUGCCUCCCAACCCUCUCUCCUACCCCUCCCUGAAAUGUGUUCUGGAGAACCUGGAAGCAAUUAAACGAUUCCACAUCACCGCUCGUACACCUUCACUACAAAAAAUCGAUAAAUUAGUACCUAUUCGCAUGGAAAAUUUAUGUAUGAGUAGAAAUGAGUUGACUAUCAAUGAAUUGUCGAUUGCUUUUAUGUCAAAUAUGGCUUACAAUAUGAAAACACGGAAAAGUAUAAGUUAUUCUGUUAGAAGUGAGAAUCCUAUGAAGAAGGCAAUCGACUAUUAUUUAGUCGGUAGAUCAAAAAUUCUAUUGAACCAACUAGACUCAAUUAAAACUACGAAGAUUAGGAUGGCUGAUGAUGCAGCCAAUUUGAAACUGCGAGUGAACUGUUUGAACAUACGCGACCAAGAAAACUUUGAACCAGAUUUUCUCCUGAUUCAUCCGGAUAGCUUUCCCCUCAAAGCCAUUAAGACUACAUUAAUCAGAACCGCAACUUCUGACCACCCAAUCAUUAAGUCUGCCAGGAGUCUUAUCUUAUCAAUACGCCAUGAAUAUCCACCAACCCAACUGGAAGACAUCAAAAAGCUUGAAAAUAAGACAAUCGUAUUCGAUCAAGGCCAAUUUUCGUUUGGAAAAUUCAGUAUCUUUGAAUUUAUCAGAUGUUUGAUAGAGAGUGUACCCAUUGGAAAAACUUUUAUCUUAUUGCAAUCCGACGGUUAUAUUACGAGUCAUUUAUCCCAUGUAAAGAUGGGUUACAAUCGAUACAGUAACCCUUUGGAUAGUGUCCAGGAGAGAUUUAUUCCUGGAGCACCGCGCUUCUUGAUUCCAAUCAACGACACGUCUAGUAUUCAAGUUUAUGGGAUUGAGGAAAUAAAAAAUGGAAGAAAAACGGAGAAAGUUGUGUUCAAAGUGAUGCCUGCAGAUUGUUGA
This is a messenger RNA of Caenorhabditis remanei, 927 nucleotides long. RefSeq lists its product as uncharacterized. Lineage: Eukaryota; Metazoa; Nematoda; Chromadorea; Rhabditida; Rhabditidae. The record is from RefSeq and is a predicted model, not a curated record. The coding region runs from base 1 to 927 and encodes 308 amino acids. The transcript has 3 exons.